CUAUCAAAGUGAAACGGUGGGAGUUUGGGCAAGUGAGAGUGAAAGAUUAUAAACGGUAGCUAAGGUCAUAUCAUUAUCAUAUAUCGCGAGUUGGAACCUGUUCUUGCGAGGUGUCACCUUUUUAAGUUGCAAAUGCAUUAACCUUUGGAGCUGGCCAAGCCCAGAUCAGUGGUGUACGCGUCUCAUUUCGAGCCCUCGUAAAUUUUUCUGAGCGAGACUCGACUCGACUCGACUCGGGUUAGGGUGCGGUUCCUUGUGGGGUUAAACCGUGACCAUGACUCGGAAAAAGAAGCCCAAUCAAUCGUUUUAGGCCGCUAAUCACUUGACUUGGUUUUGUUAUAGUCUGAAGUCCCCUUUUUCUUGCCUCGCGAUAAAGUCCCCAAAUCACCCACGCAUUCCCAGCCAACCUCUCUCGCACUCUCCAUUAUCAUCUUCUCUCUCGAAAUGACAACCGGCACGGAGAAUCUCGCCACCGGCACCACUCUUCUCCAAGACAAUCCUAGCAAAACCCUAGACGCGACAGCUCCUGCGCUCGCCAAGCCAGAUCGUCUCGAGGAUUCCACCAUCAUCUCCCCAUCCAUCGUUAAUUCAGAUGCGGACGCUCUUAAGAAGGACGGCGAGGAUUCAAAGAGCGGCAAGGGCACGGCGGUUAGCUCGCGUUCAGGAGAUACAGCCCCAGUCACUGACACAGAGAAGAAGAUCCGCCGCGCUGAGCGUUUUGGGAUCACUGUUCAGUUGUCUGAGGAAGAGAAACGCAAUUCUCGAGCUGAAAGGUUUGGCACUGGGGUUGAAUUAAAGACUUCAGAGCAGCUGAAGAAG
Messenger RNA from Hevea brasiliensis (rubber tree), 819 nucleotides. RefSeq names its product protein MODIFIER OF SNC1 11-like. Gene Ontology annotation, biological process: poly(A)+ mRNA export from nucleus. The record is from RefSeq and is a predicted model, not a curated record. The annotation marks the transcript as partial. Lineage: Eukaryota; Viridiplantae; Streptophyta; Magnoliopsida; Malpighiales; Euphorbiaceae. The transcript is spliced from 2 exons. Gene Ontology annotation, cellular component: nucleus.